Messenger RNA from Parasteatoda tepidariorum (common house spider), 2137 nucleotides. NCBI's taxonomy places the organism in Eukaryota, Metazoa, Arthropoda, Arachnida, Araneae, Theridiidae. The record is from RefSeq and is a predicted model, not a curated record.
AUGAAUAAAUUCAAUCAUAUCUCAUAUAUUCUUGUUCAUUUUAGAACCAAAAGAUUGAGGAAGCCUUCUAACUAUCUAAUUAUAAAUUUAGCUGUGAGUGAUAUUGUAAUGAUACACAAGAUGAUAAUUUUCAUUUAUAAUAGUUUUAAAGGAGGACCUGCUGCUGGAUCAGCAUGGUGUACAUAUUAUGGAUUGAUGGGUGGUUUGUCCGGAACAUCCUCCAUAAUGACGAUUUCGAUGAUGUCCGUUGAGCGAUACUUAUGUGUGUCUCGUCCACUGGAUCCUAACUGUAGGAUGACAAAAAUGAAGGCUCUACUCACUGUAGUAUCUAUAUGGUCUUAUGCUGCUUUUUUCAGUUGUAUGCCACUCUUCGGUAUCAACCGAUACGUCCCCGAAGGCUAUUUAACCAGCUGCAGUUUCGAUUAUUUGAGCAAAGACGUGAAAAGUCAAGUUUUUAUUUUGUUGUUUUUUGUAGCAGCCUGGUGCACGCCAAUCCUUAUAAUAUGCUUCUGCUACGUUGGUAUAUUAGUGAGUGUUCACCACAGCGAGCGUAGUUUCCGGGACCAAAUGUCUAAUUUUCAAACACCUGAUGUCAACGUCGAAAAACGAAAGAAAACUGAAAUUAAGCUUGCCAAACUUUCGUUCCUGUUAAUUUCUUUAUGGACACUAUCUUGGACACCUUAUGCAAUAGUAGCUUUAGUUGGAUUGUUCUCAGAUGGUUCUUUAAUUACGCCCCUAGCAUCGAUGAUUCCGGCUUUAUUCUGCAAGAUGGCGUCCACAAUUGAUCCCUUUGUGUACGGAUUCGCAAGUAAGCAAUUCAAAGCUGAAUUAUACAGAAAAAUGUUUCAUUUAUGUAAGUCGAGAGAACCGGGAGUAACGAAAAACAUACCAUCUUUUAUAAAAAGAGUUAUUGCUGAAAAUAUUUCAUCUGAGAAGGCAGAUGCGUCAGAUUUCGAAACUGAUCCAAUACACGAGACGUGUUUCGUUGGCUUUGAUGCACCGGACGUUGUACUGAAGCACGGAUGCGAUUUGACGAAAAAUCAUAUAGACAUUCGCAAAACGCAUUCAUUAUCACUCAUAACUGAAAGUCAAAAGAAAGUCAGCGAUAAAAACGAAGGAGAAAUUAGUGAUGACUCCAGUGUCUUAAGAAUGCAUGUUUUCAAACUUCAACAAGUAGAAAAAAUUGAAAUUGAUAAUGAUCUUAUCAGAAUAAAGUCUAGAGGGUCAUUCUAAAGUAUGAUAACAUUCCAUAUUCAACCAUUUGGCCAUAAAAUGAGUCAUUAAAAAACCAUGCUCGCUAAUUGACAUUUUUCUGAAAAAUGUUUUCAUACUUCAUUAAGAAAAACAUUAUAAACCGUGAUCGUAUGCUGACAUUAUUCUGAAAUGUUAUUUCAGAUAUUAUUAUUUUUCCAUUGAAAAAAAUCAUUAUAAAACGUGAUCACAUAGUGAAAUCAUUCUGAAAUAUGCAUUGAGCCAAUUAUUAUAAACCUGACAUCAUUCUGAAGCUAUUAUAUGUUAUCAUUUCCUUGCUGCGCUAUACAUUACAAUAGCAUUUAGUUUUCAUAAUGUUUUUCCCUAUACAAGCAUUGACCUAUACAAUGUUCGUAAUAUUUUAUUAUAAUUAGAAAGUAUUCAGUUUUUGCGAUUUCUCAAUGACAUUAAAGAGAAAAUAUAUUUAAAAAACUUUGUAAUGAACUCUUAGGAUGACUAUAUCCAAAUUUUUAAACUGACAAAACAUAAGCUGUAUCUUCCUGCAAUGUUUCGAAAAAUAUUGGAGAUUGUUGGAUGCCACAGACUGAUAUUUUGCCAACAUUACUUUUAUCAAAUUUAAUAGGCAACUGUAACGUUUUUUAAACAGAUAUUAAUAACUUCAUCCAAACAAAGUGAAUUUAUGAAGCAAAGCUUUGUAAACACUUUUUUUUUGUCUCGUAUAAACUUAUUCACUUGGAUUAAAUCUAAACAAAAAUGUUUGAAAAACAUUUUUACAAUAAUUAAAGAAAUUAAUAAUGCUAACUAAAUUAACCACGCAAUAGUUUUAUUACUACUCUUUUUCUUGAAUUUCCUGUGUUUUUCUAUCUAAUUGUUCAUUGAGUAACCUAUUGUCGAUCAUUAAAUAUUUUCUCAGGAAAAUGAAAGU